Messenger RNA from Cylas formicarius (sweet potato weevil), 2066 nucleotides. RefSeq names its product tubulin beta chain. Gene Ontology annotation, biological process: microtubule cytoskeleton organization; mitotic cell cycle. Gene Ontology annotation, cellular component: cytoplasm; microtubule. NCBI's taxonomy places the organism in Eukaryota, Metazoa, Arthropoda, Insecta, Coleoptera, Brentidae. Gene Ontology annotation, molecular function: GTP binding; GTPase activity; structural constituent of cytoskeleton. Bases 608 to 1951 code for a protein of 447 amino acids. The transcript is spliced from 2 exons. The record is from RefSeq and is a predicted model, not a curated record.
GAUCAUCAGGGUGCAUCCGGCCUCCAUACCGGCGUGAACAGGAAAAAAGAACGGGACGUCAACGAUUAUAACUCUAAAACAUGCACUGAACACUAAAAACAUUAAAUCCAUACAGUGGAGACCGAUUUCAAUUUUUUGAGGACGAAUACAAAGGAUUCUGUCGUGAGCGAAAGAAAGUUAAACCUCCGACAAUGCCACCGAAAUACUCCAUUCACUGAACAGAAAAUAUCUUUUCUUUUCUUCAUGAUAAUAUCAGGACAACCAAUAUACUUAAAACCAAAAAGCCAGUUCGCGGUAGGUGUGCCAACAAAAUCCAAUCUCAUUAAGUAUUUGGUUUAAAUUUCUCAUAUAUCGUAGAUGAUAUCUAGGCGCUUUACAAUUUAUCCGCAUAUUUCCGGGAGUUUGUAGCUAUUUCUGACCUAUUUCGAAUGAAGCUAUUUUCGAACUUAGCUUUGGCGUCAAAUUAUUGAAGUAACCAAUCAGUGCGACUCACGAAUAAAAUAAAGGCGGCGGAUUUCAAACAAUCUCCUCGCAACCGGGCUAACGGAGUAAACAUUCGCGACGUUUUGGCAUUUGUAUUUCGAAAAUUUGUUAAAAUAGAAGCACGAUGAGGGAAAUAGUUCACAUUCAAGCCGGCCAGUGCGGCAAUCAAAUAGGUGCAAAAUUUUGGGAAGUGAUUUCUGACGAGCACGGAAUAGAUCCGACCGGUACGUAUCACGGAGACUCUGACCUGCAGCUGGAAAGGAUCAACGUGUACUACAAUGAAGCGACGGGGGGCAAAUACGUCCCUCGGGCCGUCUUAGUAGAUCUAGAACCAGGCACCAUGGACUCUGUUCGUUCCGGGCCGUUCGGGCAAAUAUUCCGACCAGACAAUUUCGUUUUCGGACAAAGCGGAGCCGGCAACAAUUGGGCCAAAGGCCACUACACGGAAGGAGCGGAACUGGUCGAUUCGGUGUUGGACGUGGUGAGGAAGGAAGCGGAGGGUUGCGACUGCAUGCAGGGGUUCCAGUUGACCCACUCGUUGGGAGGCGGUACCGGGUCGGGCUUGGGCACCUUACUGAUAUCCAAAAUAAGGGAGGAAUACCCGGACCGAAUCAUGAACACGUUUUCGGUGGUACCGUCGCCGAAGGUGUCCGAUACCGUGGUCGAGCCGUACAACGCGACACUAUCCGUGCACCAGCUGGUGGAAAACACGGACGAGACGUACUGCAUAGAUAACGAAGCGUUGUACGAUAUCUGCUUCAGAACGUUGAAGCUCACUACUCCCACUUACGGCGACCUGAACCACUUGGUGUCAGCCACGAUGUCGGGAGUGACCACCUGUCUGAGGUUUCCCGGUCAGCUGAACUCGGAUCUGCGCAAACUCGCCGUCAACAUGGUACCGUUUCCGCGUCUGCACUUUUUCAUGCCAGGUUUCGCGCCGUUGACGUCACGCGGUAGUCAGCAGUACCGCGCACUCACCGUUCCCGAAUUGGUACUGCAGAUGUUCGACGCGAAAAACAUGAUGGCCGCUUGUGACCCGCGUCACGGCCGCUACCUGACUGUCGCGGCCAUUUUCCGCGGCAGGAUGUCGAUGAAAGAAGUGGACGAGCAGAUGCUCAACAUCCAGAACAAGAACAGCAGUUACUUCGUCGAAUGGAUCCCGAACAAUGUCAAAACUGCGGUCUGCGACAUACCUCCGCGCGGUUUGAAAAUGUCCGCCACCUUUAUCGGCAACUCGACGUGCAUUCAAGAACUGUUCAAGAGGAUUUCGGAACAGUUUACCGCGAUGUUUCGCAGGAAGGCGUUCCUCCAUUGGUACACCGGCGAGGGCAUGGACGAGAUGGAGUUUACUGAGGCGGAAAGUAACAUGAACGACUUGGUGUCCGAAUACCAGCAGUACCAAGAAGCGACGGCCGAGGAGGAGGGAGAGUUCGACGAGGAAGAGGAAGGGGACGAGGGGGAAAAUUGAGGGCAAUAUUUCCGUACCUACUUAGUAUUGGUGUGAUAUGAGUUUAACUUUGGACAUCGUUAAUAAAUGUUUAAGCAAAUUGUAAUGUAUUUUCGAAUGUAAACGCGAAUUGAAA